Vidua macroura (Pin-tailed whydah) is the source of this 1904-nucleotide messenger RNA. RefSeq names its product SET and MYND domain containing 3 (gene SMYD3). The transcript has 12 exons. Bases 29 to 1315 code for a protein of 428 amino acids. Gene Ontology annotation, molecular function: histone methyltransferase activity; protein binding. Gene Ontology annotation, cellular component: nucleus. Lineage: Eukaryota; Metazoa; Chordata; Aves; Passeriformes; Viduidae. The record is from RefSeq and is a predicted model, not a curated record.
CCUCUCCGGUGGCGGCGCGCGCGGCAGGAUGGAGCCGGCGGCGCUGGAGCGGUUCCACAGCCCGGGAAAGGGCAGCGGCCUCCGCUCCCGCCGGAGGGUGCGGCCCGGAGAGCUGCUCUACCGCGACGUGCCCUUCGCCUACGUCCUCACCAAGGAGCAGCUGGGCAGCGUGUGCGAGUGCUGCCUGCGCAGGAAUGAAAAUCUGCACAGGUGCUCUCAGUGCAAGGUUGCUAAAUACUGUGGUAGAUCUUGUCAGAAAGAAGCUUGGCUGGACCACAAGCAGGAAUGCAAGUGUCUUAAGAGCAUCGAGCCAAAUUUUCCUCCAGACUCUGUCAGACUUGCUGGAAGGAUUGUUUUUAAACUACUCAGACAAUCAGUAUGCCCUUCUGAGAGACUCUACUCUUUUCCUGAUCUUCAGUCAAACACUGAACGGUUAAGUGAAGAAAUGAAAGAUGGCCUCAGGCAGCUUGCACAGACUUUGCAACUGUAUUUGAAAACUGAGAUCCAGGAUGAGUCUCAAUUGCCACCUGCAAUUGACUUUUUUCAGAUCUUCACAAAAGUGACCUGUAACUGUUUCACCAUCAGUAAUGGAGAGAUGCAGGAUGUUGGUGUUGGCCUGUAUCCCAGUAUGUCUUUACUGAACCACAGCUGUGACCCAAACUGCGUGAUUGUUUUUGAAGGAUACCAGCUUUUACUUCACUCUGUCCGAGAGAUCCAGAUUGGUGAAGAGCUCACCAUCAGCUACAUUGAAUCACUGAUGCCUACCAGGGAACGCCAAAAGCAGCUGGUGCGCCAGUAUUGCUUCGAAUGUGAUUGUCCACUCUGCCAGAAUCAAGAGAAGGAUGCUGAGAAAUUGGCCGGUGAAGAGCAUGCCUGGAAAGAAGUCAAAGAUGCUGUAAAUGAAGUGAGAUAUCCAAAAUCAAAAGAAGAGUGGAAGCAUGUUCUGGCAAGAUGCCAGAAUCUCUUGAGGGUCAACAAGGGUCAUCUACCAGAUACAAAUAUCUAUCAGCUGAAAAUGCUUGACUGUGCCAUGGAUGCCUGUAUUAACCUUGGAUCCUGGGAAGAAGCAUUGUAUUAUGGCAGCAGGACUCUGGAACCAUACAGACUGUAUUAUCCUGGCUUCCAUCCGCUGAGGGCUGUCCAGCUGAUGCGAGUGGGCAAACUGCAGUACAGUCAAGGCAUGGUUCCUCAGGCACUGGAAACCUUGAAACAGGCCUAUAAUAUUAUGAAGGUGACCCAUGGGACGGAUCACAGCCUGAUGAAAGUCUUGAUGGAGAUAAAGGAAGAGUGUGAGGCCAUGAUGAGAAUACAGUGAAGAUUAUCUCUAGUAUGGAAAACAAAGUAUUCAAGGACAAAGAUUUUUUUAUUUAAUUAUGAAGCUUCUCAAUGGUUUUAGUGUCUUUUCUUUAGUUCCUAUUUGCUUUACAGAAAGGUUUAAUAUUAGUUUUGCUGUAUAGUCUGAAUUGAGUUGGUGUUUGGCAGAAUUAAUGUAAUUUUCAGAGGAUUUUUUUUGUCGUCAAUCAUCAGUCUUAUUGACAAUAACUAACAAUGCCUAAUUAUUUGAUUGCAAGUAUUGGGAAAUGUAUACAGAGUGUUCAUCAGUUACAAAGUGAUAUAAUUCCAUUGAUAUCAGCAGUCAAUUUUUUAUAUCAGUUUAUGCCAGCAAUUAGGAACCUUUUGUCAGACACAUUAUAAAUUAAGAGAAUAUUUUUUUUUCCCUUUGCCUUGCCCUGGUAUGGUUUCCAAAAGCCUGAUCCAGUGCAUUUUGACAUCAAAUAAGCUUCCCAAUGUUUUAUGGGAUUUUCUUCUCUCCCAAUAGAUCUGCAGGGCUUUGUCUGUCUUCUCUUCCAUUUCAUACCUUAUAAUAUUGAAUACUAAAAUGGAUUAAAUAAAAAAUUUUAUCA